This is a messenger RNA of Malassezia vespertilionis, 999 nucleotides long. RefSeq lists its product as uncharacterized. Gene Ontology annotation, biological process: protein dephosphorylation. Lineage: Eukaryota; Fungi; Basidiomycota; Malasseziomycetes; Malasseziales; Malasseziaceae. The transcript has a single exon. The coding region runs from base 1 to 999 and encodes 332 amino acids. The record is from RefSeq and is a predicted model, not a curated record. Gene Ontology annotation, cellular component: protein phosphatase 4 complex; nucleus; cytoplasm. Gene Ontology annotation, molecular function: protein phosphatase regulator activity.
AUGGCGGACAAGCAUACGCCCACAGCAGAUGCAGCGCCGUCCGAUACGCCACCGCCCGAUGCGCUCAGCGAAGGUACGAAUUCACGCACGCUUACGCGAGACCAACGCGCUGUGCUACGCGCAUUUGCCAGUGGCAAUGAGGAAAGGUAUGCUCUCUGCGCGGCUCACCGCAGCAUCGACAAUUGGGCAGAGCUUAGCAUUGCAAUACGAUCGCAAAUAACCAAGGUGGGUGCAUACGGUAUGCUGAUACAGAAUGUGCACGCGAUUGCAUCGAGGCCAACGCCGGUCCUCAGCAAGGCUGCAUGCUUAGCGCCGCUUUUGCGCAAGCGCCAAGCCAACGGGCAGGGAUCGAGUUUGAGGGAUGCAUCCCCGGAGCCCUCGGAUUCCGUGCUUGAGCUAGUCGCCGAUGAGCACGAUCUUACCCAGGCCGACCAGGAAGAUUUCUACCCUGCAAAAAUGGCGCCGCCCGAUCCUGCCUACCCUACGUGGGACGUGUUAUUGGAAGACGAUGCACUGGACCGUGCUUUGGAGAGUGUAUUCAGCAUGCUGGACGAGUUUGAUUCCGCGCCGCCGUUCACCCUCCAGCGGCUUGCUGAGCUGGUACUCGAGCCGCAGCGCCACUAUCAUACCAGGUCCAAGUACCUUGCCGCGCUUAGGCGUGUACUUUCCGUCACAGCUGCGCUCGGCGCACAUGCCGACAUAGGCGUAGACGACGAUGACGACGACGGCGCGCCGCGCGAAAUGCUCGACGUGAGAUCGGCGACAAUCCUUUCCCCGAUACCAUUCCUACACAAGGCCGUACCCAGCUAUGAAGAAGGCCGUAGCAACAGUCUAUCUGGCAUACCGCACGGCCGUGUCGAUGAAGUAGAUACGCCGCGGUCUCCAGGCGAAGCGCACGGCGGGGUGGCUGGGGAAGUACACCCGCUGAGUGCAGCAACGACGGUGGAGAAUAGACCGCUGGACACAAAACGUCUACGUAGCGAAGCCAAAUUACUUUAA